AAUUAUAUACAUACGUCAGUGAAACAGCAUGGCGUUUUUAGUGAGCAAGCGCGGAUUAUUGCGAAUAAUUCCAAGAAAAUUUCGUCCAAAGUUAAAAAAUAAAAUGUAAUUCCACGUUGUGUGAUAAAUUAAAAUUGAAUAGUGAAAAUACGUAAUCUUGAAAAAGCUACAAGAAAAUGAAAAUAAAUGCCCAAGAUGCACAGAAAUAAUCGAAAGGAUAAACAUAACCUUACUUUUUCCUAUUGACUUUUUAAAUGAAGUAUUUUUUUUCAACGCUCUGGUACUAAUUGUGAACCGAACACAAGAGAACACACGUAACAGUAUUAGUAGUAAUAAUGAGAAUGAUUACUAUUAAAAUAAAUCGUUAAGAUUGUGAUUUUUUUCAAUUUGUCUCCUACACAACAAGUAAUAAACCAUGGCUACAUUCAGUGUUUCUCAAGAAGGCCCUGUUAAUGCUUUAGCAUUAAAUCGAGACAAUAAUCAAGUAGCUAUUGGAGGAAGAAACGUUUUUAAGGUUUAUUCAAUUGAGGAUGACUGCUUUAAGGAAAUUUGUAAUUUACGUGCUUCUAAACAUUUAAAUCUUAGUUUUUCAUGUAAUGAUGUUGCCUGGAGUUUAAUAGAUGAUCAUUAUUUGGCAACUGCAGCAACAAAUGGUCAUGUUUGUGUGUGGAAUUUAACAAAAUCUGGUAAAGCAAUGCAAGAACAAGAUUACCAGGAACACAAAAGAACUGUAAAUAAAGUUAAUUUUCAUGCCUCUGAACCAAAUAGAUUGAUAUCAGGUUCACAAGAUGGUACAAUGCGGUAUUUUGAUAUACGAACUAAAAGUGCAGUAGCUAUUUUUUACAGUAAUACUGAAAGUGUUAGAGAUGUACAAUUUAGUCCUCACGCACCAGCAACUUUUGCUGCAGUUUCCGAAAACGGAAACGUUCAAAUUUGGGAUGUUCGCCGUCACGAUAAAUAUCAACAACAAUUUACAGCACACAGCGGUCCAGUUUUCGCUUGUGAUUGGCAUCCGGAUACGUCUUGGUUGGCCACAGCAAGCCGAGAUAAAACAAUUAAGGUUUGGGACUUGGGUAGCUCAAAAACCACGUUGGAAUACACAAUACAUACAAUAGCUUCAAUUGGACAUAUAAAAUGGAGGCCACAACGGAAAUAUCACAUUGCUAGUUGUGCGUUGGUCAUUGAUUGUAGCGUAAAUAUUUGGGAUGUAAGGCGGCCUUAUAUACCAUUUGCUGCGUUUAAUGAACAUAAAGAUAUUCCUAGUGGAGUUGUGUGGAGAGGUGAUCCACAAAUAUUUUUAAGCACAGGAAGGGACUGUACACUAUAUCAACAUGCAUUUAGAGACGCUACUCGACCAGCAAAUAAGGCUAAUCCACAAGGAAUUUCACUCAAUAACCACGGAGAAAUUAUUUUCGCCUAUAGAAUACCAAUAAAUAAUACGUUUUCUAAACAACCUGGUUUGAUUAGACUAAAAUCACUAUCGUCAAUAGGAGAUCCGUUGAUAGCGAAUGUGAAGAGUUCCAAUACUAUUAGUAACGAUCAAUUUCAUCAAGCCAGCAGCGCUAUUCACCAAUUCAACAUAGUUACAUGUCAAGAUCAACAUUCAUUUUAUGAUUUGGCUAAGAAUUACAUUUUAACUGGACGAUCAUUCUCAGAAAUUUGUGAACAUAACUCUUCAAUAGCAAAAGAAUAUGGAAAAAAUAAUGUGUCAAUUGUAUGGAGAAUAAUUAAAAUAAUGUAUGGAGAUGAAUUUUAUCCAUCGCCAGCUAAUACUCCAUUAACAAAUAAUAAUGAUAAAUGUUUUUUGAAAAUUGUUGGGUAUCCUAAUGAUUAUGUAUCUGAAGAUCAGAGAUCAAAAGGUGGUGAUGUCUCUGGAUCGAAAUAUAUUGGCGACGAAACAGAGGUAGAUAGAGAUCUCGUAGAUUAUGUUGGAGGAUUUAAUGGCUUUUCCGUUUACAACAAUUUUCGUUUUGGUUUGCCAAAAGGCGACUUUUCGUUUGGAGAAAACGAACUUGAUAAUGAAUUAGAUGCUCUUAGUUUAGAUUACCGAAAUAGUCUGCAAAAUUCUCAACAAUUGGGUCAACAGCAACAAGAUUGGACGUUACCAAACGAAGCUUUUAAUCUCCGGCAUGAAAUAUCAGAUCGUUCGCCUCCACCUGAAAAUUUACAAAAUCAUUAUUCGCCGGAUAUUAACGAUGAGUGUUUACAACCGGUUCAAUACGACGACCAAGUACCCGGGUUAUUAACCGUAUCAAAAACGGUUGAAAAGUGUUUAUGGGAUCCAAGCAAUACUGUUGUAGACGCUUUGAAAUAUCAUGCUACAAUGGGCGAUAUUCAAACAGCAGCUUGUGUUCUUAUCGUUUUAGGGGAUAGAAGAAAACAUUUAAAGACACUUGAUGAUGUUACGCAAGAACAAUGGCUAUUAGGUUAUUUGGAUAUGUUGCAUAGGUAUCAAUUAUGGAAUGUAGCUACACAAGUAAUUAAAAUUUCUUGGCUACCUUCGGUUAACUGUUUAAAUCAACAAUCAACUAGGAUAAACACAAAUUGUAGUCAAUGUGCGAAACCAUUACAAAGAACAGGGUGGUUGUGCGAUCGUUGUCAUACAUCUGAACAUAGUUUGUGUAGUGUAUGUCACCAGGUGGUAAAAGGACUUUACGCUUGGUGUCAAGGAUGUUCGCAUGGUGGGCAUUUAAAGCAUAUGCAAGAAUGGAUAGCAGCGAAAAAAGUGUGUCCAACAGGAUGUGGUCAUCAAUGUGAAUAUAGAUAAACACAAUUUUUUUUUUGUAAUUUAGGUAAAUAUAUUUAUUUACGAAUUUUGUUAA
Molecule: messenger RNA, 2822 nt
Organism: Onthophagus taurus
Lineage: Eukaryota; Metazoa; Arthropoda; Insecta; Coleoptera; Scarabaeidae
Gene: Wdr24
Product: WD repeat domain 24
Biological process (GO): positive regulation of TORC1 signaling; positive regulation of macroautophagy; cellular response to amino acid starvation
Cellular component (GO): GATOR2 complex; cytosol; vacuolar membrane
Molecular function (GO): protein binding
Source: RefSeq, a predicted model, not a curated record